CCUUCAGGAUGAAGUUAGGACUUGGAGAAGACGGGCUCGCAAGUCGGAGGGAAGGUUGGCGGGUGCGCGCAUGCGUGCUGGGCUACCUCCACGUGCGGCUGGGCCGUGGCCUCCCCGCGCUCAGAGGCCCCGCCUCCAGGCCCUUCCCCUGCCGCAGCAUCUUUCCGGACGCGCGGAGCCGGCUAGAAGAAGGGAGGUUGGGCCUCGCAGCUCGGCCCCGCCUCCACCGCCUCUAAUUGGGCGUGGGUGAGGACGCCCCCUCCUACUGCCUUCCUAUUGGAGCGCGCGUGCGAGCUACGCACCCCAUUGGGCCGUACGGAUUUGGGCACCAAAUUCAAAGAUUUUAAAAGUACCAGCUGGCGCCUUUUAGGAGAUACAGCUCCGUGAAGCGGACGGCCGGAUCUUCUAGUGUGGCAGCUGUUCCCUCACCUGAGGCAGAGCCCCCCACCCCCACUUUCACUGGCAUGAGCCAGCGCCCCUGCCGCUGCUCUCCACGGCCCCCCUCCAGCUCCUGCCGCUGCAGCUGCAGCGACCUGACAGCCGCCGGCCGCCCUCGGCCCUCAGACAGUUGUAAAGAAGAAAGUUCCACUCUUUCUGUCAAAAUGAAAUGUGAUUUUAGCUAUAACCAUAUUCAUUCUGGACUUAAAUUAGUAAAGCCUGAUGAUAGUGGAAGACAAGGUUCCUAUACUCCUGCAUAUUUGGAAGGUUCUUAUAAAGAUUGCAUUAAAGACUAUGUAAGGUUAUCAGAUAUUGGGUCACCAGUUGUGAGCCCCAGGAUUGUAGAACUUGAAUCUGAAAAUGAAAACAAGCUCUUUCAUAACAAGGAAAAUCAACAUGUGCAACAAAUACUUGAUAGUUCAAAUGAGACAGAAGAACUAGAGACCAGUGGACCUUAUGAAGACAGUGGCUAUACUUCAUUUUCCCAGCAAAGUGGCUUCAGUGAACAUGAAGAGAGUAGCCUUCCCUUGGAAAAUUUCAGUGACAGUCCACAGUCUCACCUGCUUCAGAUGAAAAGCCCAGACCAAUAUCCCAGCAAAAACUUGCCGGCUCUUCACUUUGCAAAAAUGGUUUGUUCAACAUUAAAAAAGAAUGCCAAGCGAAAUCCUAAAAUAGAUUGGGAGAAACUGAAAGAAUGUAUAUUCAGUGGAAAUUUUGGACUACAGAAUAUAAUUGGCAGGAAAAUGGGCCUAGAAUAUGUAGAUAUCCUCAGUGAACUCUUUCGAAGGGGACUCAGACAUCUCCUAGCAAAUAUUUUAACACAGCUCAAUGAUAUGGAUUUAAUCAAUGUGUCUAAAGUGAGCACAACUUGGAAGAAGAUCCUAGAAGAUGAUAAGAGAGCAUUGCAGUUAUACAAUAAAGCAAUAGAGAGAGUUAAUGAAAAGAACAUUAAGUUUUCACCACAUGCUUCAACCAGAGAAUAUGUUAUGUUCAGAACUGCAUUAGCUUCUGUUCAAAAAUCAGCAGCCCAGGCUCACCCCAAAAAAGAUGCUCAAACCAAGUUAUCCCAUCCAGGUGACCAGAAAGGUUCUACUUACAGUCGACACAGUGAAUUCUCUGAGGUUGCCAAGACUUUGAAAGAGAAUGAAAGCCUCAAAGCCUGUGUUCGCUGUAAUUCACCUGCGAAAUAUGAUUGCUAUUUACAGCGGGCAGUCUGCAAACGAGAAGGCUGUGGGUUUGAUUAUUGUACAAGGUGUCUGUGUAAUUAUCAUACCACCAACGAAUGUUCAAAUGGCAAACCCCUAAAAGCCAGUUAUAAAGUAGGUCCUCUGCCGGGUACUAAAACAAGCAAGAAGAAUUUACGACGAUUGUGAUGUCUUGUUAAAUCAAUUUUGUACCUGAUUGUGAACGUUAGUUAGAACAUGUUAGGUUUUAAUUUAAAAAAAAGCCAAUGUAUUGUGAUUUCCAAUUUUGUGUUGAAAUCAUUGUAGUUCUUUGGAUUUUCUCCCCCUUGAGUAAAGAGAAUAUACAACCUCUUAAAAUAUUUUACAAUUUAGUUUGAAAAAGUUUAAAAUUCUCAGUACAAAUCAGAAAAUUAUAUGUUUUAAGAAAAAAGGAAAAGUAGUUAUCUGAUAUUUGUAAUUCGGUAUAAAAUAAAAUUGAUUCAAUUUUUAUGGUAAAGGAAGACCGUGUAAUUUUACCUAGAUAUCUUAAAUAUUAUCUUGUUCACCAUCUAUUAGCAUUUGAGACAUUUUAUUUGCCCUACCAAAUUAAUACCUAUUGAAAUAACUUUGGAGUCUGUUAAUUUAAAUGUUUUGUUAUCUUUCUUUAACCUCUUUUUCAGUGUGUACAUGUUCUUAAAAAGUACACUUUGUGUUAUCUUUUUCCUAUUUGUAAGUCUGUGUGUUUUAAUAUUUUUGUACAUAUGUAAAUACUUCUGUAUUUUUUUA
This is a messenger RNA of Hyaena hyaena (striped hyena), 2387 nucleotides long. RefSeq names its product F-box protein 5 (gene FBXO5). Gene Ontology annotation, cellular component: nucleus. The record is from RefSeq and is a predicted model, not a curated record. The coding region runs from base 465 to 1811 and encodes 448 amino acids. Gene Ontology annotation, molecular function: protein binding. Gene Ontology annotation, biological process: negative regulation of meiotic nuclear division; regulation of mitotic nuclear division. NCBI's taxonomy places the organism in Eukaryota, Metazoa, Chordata, Mammalia, Carnivora, Hyaenidae. The transcript has 5 exons.